Messenger RNA from Thlaspi arvense, 438 nucleotides. The record is from the annotation of a GenBank genome assembly. NCBI's taxonomy places the organism in Eukaryota, Viridiplantae, Streptophyta, Magnoliopsida, Brassicales, Brassicaceae.
AUGCUUAGAUCUGCUACGCUCCCUCUACAAGUCAAAGAACCAACCGUCAUCGCCUUUACUGGAAACACCUCUUUACCCCUGGAUCCUCUGAAACAAGCUCACCUUCGAGGGUUUGGGCUACACAGCGUCGGAAUUGGUCGCCAAAGCCACCUAGGAAGCGACCCUUUGGCACUCAGCAAAUACCUCCCUACCCUCGGUACUCUCGAAGACAGGACAGCCGAGAAAUCCCCCCAUACGAUCCACGACGGCGAUCUGCUGCACAGAUGGCGCAUGGCAAGCGAAUUCGCGAAUAUGAGGCAUGGGAUGGAUCAUCUCAGACUCCAGAGGAUCAGUGAUCGCAGAAAUCUCAACGGCGCAACGCUUCGUCUCCUCAGCCAUGGUAGCAGAAGCCCUGGCGGUCCUAACGGCACUUCGCAAGGCAAACUCGCUGGAGAUUAG